Caenorhabditis bovis is the source of this 546-nucleotide messenger RNA. The record is from the annotation of a GenBank genome assembly. Lineage: Eukaryota; Metazoa; Nematoda; Chromadorea; Rhabditida; Rhabditidae.
AUGGGCUAUCGACCCGCGUACACGCUCGACAACCCGAUAGCCACCAAUGGUGGACAGAUCGCUGUCGUUUUUGCGAUUCUCAUUGGAGGUGUUCUCCUCUUGGCCAUCGUUGUCGCCGCCAUUUAUUUCGUCUGUGUCGCCAAUAUGAGAAGCGAUGACAAGAAGAGAUUAAAUUCGGGCAGGAAUUCGGCGUCGAAUUGGGCACAACAGCAGCCACAAUACAGAGAGCAACCCUCAUCGACAAUUCCAUACAAUCCUGCGCCAUCGGUCCAAAACUACGAAUUCGGUGGUCCUCCGCGAACUCCGAUCAAUAAUGGAACAUCUUACACACCAGUUCCAUCAGCAACCCCUUACAAUCAACCAAUUCAAUAUGUCCAACAGGGACCAGUGGCCACACCAACCAGCCAGCAGUACAUCAAUCAGCAAAACGUUCCGCAAUAUCAGCCAGACGUGAUUUUCACUCAGGGACCAUCAGGAUAUGUUCAACAGCAGCCCGUUGAGUACACAAUCAACGCACCAGCCAGCUAUCAUCAAUCUUCCGUCUAA